AUGAGCAAUGGAGGUGAAGAGAGUACAUCGGGAAGACCCAAAUCCGAUGAAUUUGGUCGCGCUGUAUCAAGAAUGGCAGUGGCGCAGAUAUGUGAGAGCGUCGGCUUUCAUGGGUUCAAGGAAUCUGCUUUGGAUUCUCUCAAUGAUAUCACAAUCCGAUACCUCUGUGACCUAGGCAAGACCGCAAGCUACUAUGCCAAUUUGUCAGGUAGAACCCAAUGUAAUUUCUUUGAUAUAGUUAGGAGUUUUGAAGAUGUAAUAGGAACUUCACAAGGGUUUUUAGGUGCGUCCAGUUCUGGUAAUUGUCUUGUUAAUUCUGGUACGAUUAAAGAAAUUAUUGACUUUGUGGGUUCUAAUGAUGAGAUUCCGUUUGUGCAACCGGUCCCGAGUUUUCCUGUUAUUAGGGAUAGAAAGUUAAUUCCUAGUUUUGAAAAAAUGAGUGAAGCGCCACCUGGGAAGCAUAUUCCGGCAUGGUUGCCAGCCUUGCCUGAUCCUCACACGUAUUUCCAUACACCUAUGUGGAAUGAGAGGGCUGUGGAUCCUCGUGCAGAAAAGAUUGAGCAAGCCAGACAAAGGAGAAAGGCAGAGAGGGCUUUGUUGAGUUUGCAGCAGAGGUUGUUGAGUAAUGCCUCAGCAGGGGCUUCAUCCUCGGGGGUUAGUAAUAAUGUGAAAGAUUUAGGAGUAGUUGAGAGUAAUCAGUUUCUUGCCAUGCCAUUGGAGUCUGGGAAGAAGGAUGUUUCUCCAGUUGUGUUGCCAGAUAAGCUAAAAAAUCAUUUUUCUGUGAUGGAGGCAUUUGCACCUGUUAUUGAAGCAGCAAAGGAAGGCGGGAUUUGUGAUGAUGGAGAUGUUGAGAGGAAGACACUACCUGAGAAGAGGCCUGCUGUGGCUUUUAAGUUUAAGACUGGGAAGAAGUUGUUAGGAGAGUCUUUGGAUCUGAGUCUUUCAAAGAAGGGUGAGGGGAGAACGGGGUAUUGGUUGGGGCGGGAUGAUGAGAGGGAUGACAAGAAGAGGAGAGCAGAGUAUAUACUUAGGCAGUCAAUGGAAAACCCACAAGAACUUACACAGCUGUAA
Molecule: messenger RNA, 1071 nt
Organism: Dovyalis caffra
Lineage: Eukaryota; Viridiplantae; Streptophyta; Magnoliopsida; Malpighiales; Salicaceae
Source: the annotation of a GenBank genome assembly